CAUUUUACAAACAGACUGAAGCUACGAGAGAGGAAGUGAUUGCCCAGGGUCACACAUGAUAGAUGGCAGAGCCUGGGAUUCAAAAUCAGUUUCACAGGGCUCGAGGAGCCCUUCGCCCCCUCUGCUCUCCCUGACAGUGGGACCAUAGACCGUGGGAGCCAGACUGGAAGACUGAGGCCGGGAAAGGGGAGCCACAAGGACGGUGCAGGGUGGCUGCGGACAGCUGCUGCAUUGCCUGGGCACGCGGUUUCAGGAGCCUCCCCCGGCGGUCGCCCCUGGGCCUAGGGCUCUGAGCUGCCGCAGGACUGGCUAGACCAGAGGUGGGGCCAGGGCCACCAGCCCUUUGCCCUGGGGCCAGAGGGAGGACCGGAAGACCAGAAAAGCAGGAGGAGGUGUCUCAGCUGAUUGGCAGCUUCUCCCCGCCCCCCAAUCUCCCUCCUGCCCCAGGUGACCUUUUCCCCAGAUCCCAGGGUCUAGGCACACCCCUGCCGGGAGGUGCGGACAACAGCGACGGCUGGGAUUGGUCAGAGCCAGGGGGGACGUGUCCCAGGCUCCGCCAGCCCUGGUGGCUGAGCAGAGCAGGUGGACUCCCAAGAUAGACCAGGAGCCACCGGCCUACCCGACUGGGACCUCUGCCCUCCAGACAUGGCCCCAGGCCCCCUUGGUCCCCAGCCCUGUGGCCGUGCAGGGGUGCGGGCAGCCUAAGCGCCACCACCCCAGGGCCUGUGCCCAUGUCCCUGACCCAGGCACGGCCGGCCUCAGGAGCAGAGGCCAUGGAGACAGUUGCCCCAGCUGUGGACCUGGUGCUGGGGGCCUCGGCCUGUUGCCUGGCCUGCGUCUUCACCAAUCCCCUAGAGGUGGUGAAGACGAGGCUGCAGCUGCAGGGGGAGCUGCAGGCCCGCGGCACCUACCCACGGCCCUACAGGGGCUUUUUGGGCUCCGUAGCAGCUGUGGUCCGUGCGGACGGGCUGUGUGGCCUGCAGAAGGGGCUGGCCGCCGGCCUUCUUUACCAGGGCCUGAUGAAUGGCGUCCGCUUCUACUGCUACAGCCUGGCAGGCCAGGCUGGCCUCACCCAGCAGCCUGGUGGCACCGUGGUCGCGGGCGCCGUGGCUGGGGCACUGGGAGCCUUUGUGGGGAGCCCUGCUUACUUGGUCAAAACGCAGCUGCAGGCCCAGACGGUGGCCGCGAUGGCCGUGGGGCACCAGCACCAUCACCAGAGCGUUCUGGGUGCCUUGGAGACCGUCUGGCGGCAGCAGGGCCUGGCAGGGCUGUGGCGGGGCGUGGGUGGGGCCGUGCCCAGAGUCAUGGUUGGCUCAGCGGCCCAGCUGGCCACCUUUGCCUCUGCCAAGGCCUGGGUGCAGGAGCAGCAGUGGCUCCCGGAAGACAGCUGGCUGGUAGCCUUGGCUGGAGGCAUGAUCAGCAGUGUCGCCGUGGCUGCCGUCAUGACUCCCUUCGACGUGGUCAGCACACGGCUGUACAAUCAGCCCGUGGAUGGAGCCGGCAGAGGCCGGCUGUAUGGUGGACUUGCCGACUGCCUGGUGAAGAUCUGGCGGCAGGAGGGCCCCCUGGCACUCUACAAGGGUCUGGGCCCGGCCUACCUGCGCCUGGGCCCCCACACCAUCCUCAGCAUGCUCUUCUGGGAUGAGCUCCGGAAACUGGCCGCGCGGGGCCAGCGCCAGGGCACCUAGGCGGCAUCCCUCAUCGCCGUAUCCUGACACAGCCCGGGACCUGGCAGGAAGCGACGGCCCGCUCCGGCUGGGAAUGGCCGUCUCAGAGCAGGCCACAGGCCCAGACCCUGCCACACGUCCGAGGAGAGUGUGGACAGCUCUGGCCAACCGCGACCCCUGGCCCAUUCAGGGCCUGAGCCUCUGCUCUGGAUCACCAGCCACUCUGUUCUCCUGCAAGUUCUCUUCCCUCCCUGCCUGGGUUACCUCAUCCCAGGACCUUACCCAUGAUUACAAUAACCGCUCCGGGGCAUGACCGUCACCACGAGCCGGGUCGCUCACAUGCAUCCGCUUGCUUAGUCCUCGAACAGUACGAGACAGUGAAAUCCUCUCGUACCAAGAGGAAGCUGAGGCUCAGCAAGGUAAAGUGCUUUGACCAAAGCCACACAGCUUUGAAAGGAUGGAACCAGGGCUGGCUCUUAGCUCUGCCCAGUGCAGACUGGUGCCCCUGGCAGGAGCCAGGACCCUGGGGGCUGGAAGGCCCCGAGUGUCACUACUCAUGGGGAGGCUCCAGGAUGCACCAGGAGGCUGUCAUGUCACACCUGCGUCAUGAGCUCAGGCUGCCAUAAAAAGCGCCUCAGACCAGGGGUUCAAACAACAGAUCUUGUCUCACAGUCUGGAGGCUGGAAGUCCAAGAUCAAGGUGUCAGCAGGGUUGGUUUCUCUGAGGCCUCUGUCCUUGGUGGCCCUGGGUCCUCACACGGUCUUCCUUCUGUGCCUGUGUCCGAAUCUCUUCUAAUAGGGAGACUAGUCGUGUUGGAUUAGCACCCACCCUAAUGUCCUCAUUUUAACUUAAUUACCUCUGUAGAGACCUCGUCUUCAAGGACAGUCACAGACUGGGGGUUAGAACUUCAGUAUAUGAAUGUGGGGGAGGGGGGGCCUAAUUCAGCCUGUAACAUCAGCUGAGAGCUUUUACUGAGGGCCUCCUAGAUGCCCAGCACUGGUGGCGUUUGCACAAAUCCUCAUGACCAUUCUGAAAGGGAGCUCUUGUGAUGCCCAUUCUUCAGAUGAGGAGGCUGAGGCCCGGGGCAGGGAAGUGACUUGCUUAAGGUGUCCUCACCCCGGGCCCUUUCCCCAAGCUGCAGCCACACACCCCCACUGAGUAUGUUCCUAAGGCUCGCGCUGACCUUUGUGCUUCAGAGAUGGACACCGAGUACCUGGAAGGGGCAGGACUGGCCCAGGUCCAGCAGCCUGAGCCGCCACACCCCACGUCUGCCGUUCCAAGGGCACGGCUCCCCAACGCACACUCCAAACCAAUAAAGUUUUCUAUUUUGUUUAUUUCCACGACUCCCUUCU
Molecule: messenger RNA, 3019 nt
Organism: Zalophus californianus (California sea lion)
Lineage: Eukaryota; Metazoa; Chordata; Mammalia; Carnivora; Otariidae
Gene: SLC25A34
Product: solute carrier family 25 member 34
Exons: 5
Coding region: 732-1688 (318 amino acids)
Source: RefSeq, a predicted model, not a curated record